Molecule: messenger RNA, 3577 nt
Organism: Phodopus roborovskii (desert hamster)
Lineage: Eukaryota; Metazoa; Chordata; Mammalia; Rodentia; Cricetidae
Gene: Uvrag
Product: UV radiation resistance associated
Exons: 15
Coding region: 339-2432 (697 amino acids)
Biological process (GO): SNARE complex assembly
Cellular component (GO): endosome; lytic vacuole
Molecular function (GO): SNARE binding
Source: RefSeq, a predicted model, not a curated record
CGCAAUUGAGGCCAUCCUAGAGUCCCUCCGCCCCUAGCCAUUGCGGCCUGUGAUGGACGAACUUGCUGCCCAAUAGCACGUCCCUAGACCGCCACCGGGUCCCGCCUUCUCAGGAACGGAACCAAUGAGCAUGCCAGCUCCUGGCCGGGUGGAGGGGUUGCACUGCGGUAAUAUGGCUCUUCCUUAGCCAGCGGCGGUGGCCAGUGCGGGCGCCGAGCUGCCGGGGCUCUCCGGAGGUUCGUUUCUAGGUUGCAGGGGCUCUGUGGAUAGCGGCUGCGAAGGCGGCGGCGGAUGCGGGAGGAGUGCCCGCCUGGCCGCUCGGCGGCCCAGGGGUCCAGAUGAGCUCCUGUGCCUCCCUCGGGGGCCCGGUGCCCCUGCCACCCCCGGGCCCGUCCGCCGCGCUGCCGCCCGGUGCCCCCGCGCGGGCCCUGCAUGUGGAGCUGCCGUCCCAGCAGCGGCGUCUUCGGCAUCUCCGGAACAUUGCUGCUCGGAAUAUCGUCAAUAGAAAUGGCCACCAGCUCCUUGAUACCUACUUCACUCUUCAUUUGUGUGAUAAUGAAAAGACAUAUAAAGAAUUUUAUAGAAGUGAAGUGAUUAAGAAUUCCUUGAAUCCAACAUGGAGGAGUCUUGACUUUGGAAUAAUGCCGGACCGUCUGGAUACAUCUGUGUCUUGCUUUGUGGUGAAGAUUUGGGGUGGAAAGGAGGAUGCCUACCAGCUGUUGAUAGAGUGGAAAGUCUACUUGGAUGGGCUGAAGUACUUAGGUCAACAGAUUCACGCCCGCAACCAAAACGAAAUUGUUUUUGGGCUAAAUGAUGGCUACUAUGGUGCUCCAUUCGAACAUAAGGGUCAUUCAAACACACAGAAGAACAUCCUUCAGGUGGAUCAGAACUGUGUUCGCAAUUCUUACGAUGUCUUCUCUUUGCUGCGGCUUCAUAGAGCCCAGUGUGCAAUUAAACAGACUCAGGUAACUGUACAGAGAAUUGGAAAGGAAAUUGAAGAAAAACUAAGACUCACAUCGACGAGCAAUGAGCUGAAAAAAGAAAGCGAAUGCCUGCGAUUGAAAAUUCUGGUGCUCCGAAAUGAACUGGAAAGACAGAAGAAAGCACUGGCACGGGAGGUGGCCUUCCUGCAAAAGCAGCAAACCGCUCUACAGGACAAAGGAAGCGCAUUUUCAACUGAGCACGGCAAACUUCAACAUCAGAAGGAAUCCCUGAGUGAGUUGCGGAAGGAGUGCACUGCCAAAAGAGAACUCUUUCUGAAGACUAAUGCUCAGUUGACAAUUCGUUGCAGGCAGUUACUGUCUGAGCUUUCCUACAUUUACCCUAUUGAUUUGAAUGAGCAUAAGGAUUAUUUUGUAUGUGGUGUCAAGUUGCCCAAUUCUGAGGACUUCCAAGCAAAAGAUGAUGGAAGCAUUGCCGUUGCCCUUGGUUACACUGCACAUUUGGUCUCCAUGAUUUCCUUUUUCCUACAAGUACCCCUGAGAUAUCCCAUAAUUCAUAAGGGGUCCAGAUCAACAAUCAAAGAUAAUAUUAACGACAAGCUGACUGAAAAGGAGAGAGAGUUUCCACUGUAUCCAAAGGGAGGGGAGAAGCUACAGUUUGAUUAUGGUGUCUACCUUCUGAACAAGAAUAUAGCACAGCUGAGAUACCAACAUGGCCUGGGGACUCCAGACUUGAGGCAAACCCUUCCUAACCUGAAAAACUUCAUGGAGCAUGGACUCAUGGUCAGGUGCGACAGACAUCACACCUCCAGUGCCAUCCCUGUUCCAAAGAGACAAAGCUCCAUGUUUGGGGGUGCAGAUGUAGGCUUCUCUGGGGGUAUUCCUUCACCAGACAAAGGACAUCGAAAACGAGCCAGCUCAGAGAAUGAGAGACUCCAAUACAAAACCCCUCCUCCCAGCUACAAUUCGGCAUUGACACAGCCCAGGGGGGCCAUGCCCACCAUGGGAGACUCUGACAGGAAGAUCACACCACUGUCCUCCUCCUUGGACACCUCCCUGGACUUCUCCAAAGAAAAUAAGAAAAUAGGAGUAGACUUGGGCAACAGUGUAGGUGCAGACCAUGGGAACUCGGACUCCAGCCAGCAAGGGGAAGCCCUGUCUGGGCACCUGGCAGCCGUGAAUGGCACAGCGCUGCCCAGUGAGCAGGCUGGCUCUGCCGGUGCACCACUGCCAGGCCAGUGCCACCCGGCCCCCUCACCUGAGCUCUGCUGUGCAGUGGAGCAAGCAGAAGAAAUCAUUGGGCUGGAAGCCACAGGCUUCACCUCAGGCGACCAACUUGAAGCUCUCAGCUGCAUCCCAGUGGACAGUGCGGUGGCAGUGGAGUGUGACGAGCAAGUGCUGGGAGAAUUUGAGGAGUUCUCUCGGAGAAUCUACGCCCUCAGCGAAAACGUGUCCAGCUUCCGCCGGCCUCGCAGGAGUUCUGAUAAGUGAGGAGAUCGGGCAAACAGUAGGACCAGGGCAGAGCCACUGCCCUCCACCAGACCCAAGCUGCACUUAACCUUUUUAAUAAUUCUGACACAAAGAUGAGCAUCCAUGGAGGAGAUUCCUCAGAAAGGCUGACUUUGGGGUCAGAGGGAACUCGGGAUCAUUGGGUACCAGUGGGACCAGUCCCUGAGAUUUGCUUUCCAGGCCUGGCGGUUGUUUCCAGGCAAAGGUAGCCUUCGCACUUACAGCUCCAGUCAUCUUAUAGGCAUUUGUCUGUGCUUUUUUUACACAUGGGUGUUUUCCUCAGAAGGAAGGAUGAUAAUAUAUAUGUAAUAGAAUGAACUCACCUUUAGUUUCUCAAAAGCAUUCGCCUUUGCCAUUGUUUGUGAAACUUUGCAAAAUGGGAUAUUCAAAAAUAGCUUUGUACCACUUCUAUGGCCAUCCUUUAGGCUGAUGAAUAAGAACCAGAGUGGGGAUCCUUGUUCCAGGCCCUCCAGCCUGAUUACCACAGUCAGCCUGCCCACCCCACUGUGACUCUGCUUUCUCAAGAUGGGCCAUGCACCCUGAAAGCUGAGGCAGUAGAUUCACUAGUCUAAAACCAAUAGACAUGAUGUUCUGUCUCAUCUAGUGUGCCAUACCCUGAUGAAAAACUCUCCUGUGGUGGAUCGCAGGGGACCCUCAGAAACCUCAAGGUCACCAUAGUCCGGGCAGCCAGCUUCCUUUGGGGCCAAAGUUUUUAUGUGGGCAGAUGCUGUGGUCCAAAACUGGGCACACCUCUAGCAAUACACUCCCCAGAUAAAGACCUCCUAGAUUUAAAUCCCAAGUUAACUUAUUACAUUUCAGUCAGAAGGAAGCCAUUAUUUAUGAAAAGUAUACGUAGAAUCAGGAUGUCCAGUUUGCAGAUGGUGAGACAGUUGAGAGGUAGCAAAUUAAGAAAAUAGAUGAAGCAUAGACAAUGUGCAAUUUUGCAAUGUUAAAUUAUGUUCUUUAAGUCCAUUGUCAUUCUGCAUUCAGAUUUCAUUUACUGUUGCAUUAUACAUUAUGUACCCACAGACAUUGCCUCAGGGUUGCAAGCUCUUAAAGAAAAACUUAUCCACAUAUCCAUGUAUUGUAUAGAAGAAUAAAAAUUGAAUUUACUUCACUUGACCUGA